Molecule: messenger RNA, 1701 nt
Organism: Baudoinia panamericana UAMH 10762
Lineage: Eukaryota; Fungi; Ascomycota; Dothideomycetes; Mycosphaerellales; Teratosphaeriaceae
Exons: 2
Coding region: 1-1701 (566 amino acids)
Biological process (GO): siderophore biosynthetic process
Source: RefSeq, a predicted model, not a curated record
AUGGCACCGUCGAUAGUGCACCUCCCCAACGGCCAGACCUUAACCGUCACCCCCGUCUUCGGCGGCAUCCAAUUCCGCGCCAACGACCUCAACACCCACCACAACGCCUUCCCCCCCGGCUGGACCAUCGUGAUCAACAGCGAAGAUGACGAGGAUGACCACGUACCGAUGCCGUCAAUGGCAGCACAUACUCACGCCGACCCCGAUGCGACACCGCGAGCCGAACAACCCGCACCACCGCAGCAGAAAAAACAACACCACAUCCACCGCUUCCGCAAACCGAGCCUGCGCAACGACCACAUGUUCAUCUCCUCCAUCUCCUACCCUCCCACCUCCGACUUCCGCCCGGCCACAAGCGCCACCCGGCAGAUAGCCAUGAUGCUCUGGGCGACGCUGUGGUGGUACUUCCACCAACCCCGACCCGCACCUUACCUCCUCACCCCCGCCAGCGCGCAGACCCCGGAAGAGGGCCGACCAAAAGCCGACUGGCGCGUCAAUGUCAACCGGGAGGGGAUCUUCAAGGGCAAACAUCUCCUCCCCAAACUGGAACGGAUGGGUUUGAUCGCCUCCGAGGACUCGAGUGUAGGUCUCGAUCCCGACGACGGCGUGACGAGUACGGGCGAAGCAUGGACCCGCAUGUUCGUCUCCCAACGCACCUUCUGGCAACUCGAUGCACGAAUCUACCUCUUCACCAUCGCCCCGCAACCGGGCAACUCCCCCUACCCCUCCGUCAGCGUCAGUCCCGCUCACAGUCGUCCCUCCAGUCCCAGCCGUAACAGCAACACCACUGGCACCGGCGAGGCCAUCAACACCAUCAGCUCCUCCGCCGGACUAGGCUUGCAGGCGGGCUCCGCAGUCCCCUCCCACCUCACCCGCAGUGUGAACACGCCCACCGCGCCACCCGGUCCAUUCACGUCCAGCUCGCAUCUCCCGACUUUCUACCCGCCUCCGCCACCUCAGUUCACUUUUACGAACGGAAUCCGGCAUCCCAUCCGGCCUAAGCCGCCGAGGCAGGGUGAGACGUUUUAUACCCGCUACAUCCCUAGCUUGGGACAGUACCUCAGUUUCCGCGUCGCUUCACUCUCCAAAACGGCGUGUCCGUACCGCGGACCUACUUCGGAGAACCCGACAGCAGCGGCGGCGGCGGGGACGCGGGAGAGUCUAAGGAGUAGUGGGACGAGCUUUUCCGAUUCCGCCCUCCUGCACAAAUGGAUGAACGACCCCCGCGUCUCGCACUCCUGGGGCGAGCACGGUCCCAUCGCGCACCAAGAAGCCUUUCUCAAACACAACCUCGCGAGUCGGCAUUCCAUCCCAGUAAUCGGAUGUUUCGACGGCCAUCCCUUCGGGUACUUCGAAAUCUACUGGGUCAAGGAGGAUCGACUCAGCGCUCACCUCGGUAAUAGUGGUAACAGUGGUGGGGGGUGCGGCGACUGGGAUCGGGGAUUGCACGUUCUCGUCGGCGAGCAGGAGUUUCGCGGCCAGCAUCGAGUGAGGGUUUGGUUGAGCGGGUUGGUGCAUUAUUGUUGGUUGGCCGACCUGAGGACGGGCGGGGUGUUGAUGGAGCCGAGGGUGGAUAAUGGGAAGUUGAGGCGGUAUUGUGAGGAUGUCGGCUUUUAUCGCGAGAAGGAGGUCGCUUUCCCCCAUAAGCAGAGUAAUUUGAUGAGGAUUCAGCGGGAGGCGUGGGAGGCGCCGGCGCUGUGA